AUGCUGGCAAGUCGUACUGGCAAUGACAUUUGUGGAUGUCAAAAAAUCGGGAAAUACUGUCAGAAGAAGCAGUUUGAGGGCAUCUUCUUCGACGUCACUCGGACAUCAACAGGAAACAUGGGAACGUCGCAAAUUGUCAACAAAUCAAAUGUUGUUACUAAUUGGGCUACGGCCUUCAGGAGGUUGAUAGUCGAUGCGACAUGUGCACUGGGGACAGAUCGUGAUUGCAGCCACAAUAAAUCUAGGCAGAAUGAAUCAAACCAGCAAUGCUGGUAA
Molecule: messenger RNA, 276 nt
Organism: Protopolystoma xenopodis
Lineage: Eukaryota; Metazoa; Platyhelminthes; Monogenea; Polystomatidea; Polystomatidae
Source: the annotation of a GenBank genome assembly